This is a messenger RNA of Suillus discolor, 162 nucleotides long. RefSeq lists its product as uncharacterized. NCBI's taxonomy places the organism in Eukaryota, Fungi, Basidiomycota, Agaricomycetes, Boletales, Suillaceae. The transcript has a single exon. The record is from RefSeq and is a predicted model, not a curated record. The annotation marks the transcript as partial.
UAUUCUACACUUGCAAGAAUUGCUAUGGACAUCUGUGCAAUUUCCACAUCAUUGGUACUCUGCAAACAACUUUUUUCAGGUGGGGCGGAGACCACCACUGCCCAUUGCUCUUAUCUCAGUGCCAAACACUUUGAACAGUUACAAAUGCUCAAAUUCUCAUAG